Messenger RNA from Momordica charantia (bitter melon), 2744 nucleotides. The record is from RefSeq and is a predicted model, not a curated record. Lineage: Eukaryota; Viridiplantae; Streptophyta; Magnoliopsida; Cucurbitales; Cucurbitaceae.
AAUAAAGAAACCUCGGAAUCGAUACCCCUCCGCUGGCCUCAACUUGCCCGACCUUUCUGAACCGACGGCGCGAAAAGAGAGAAAAAAUCGAACAAGGUGAACAUAGUUCGUGAAUAUUCAGUAUUCAGGCAGGUAGAAAUGAAGAAGUCAUCACUGCCAUUGCAGAGCAAUAUCGGGCCGGAAAAGCAUAAAUAUAGCAAGGAUUCUUUGGUGAAGCUCUUAAGGUGGCAUUUUGGACAUUCUGAGUUCAGGGGAAAGCAAUUGGAAACAAUUGAAGCUGUUUUAUCAGGAAAAGAUUGUUUCUGUCUCAUGCCCACUGGGGGAGGAAAGUCGGCGUGUUACCAGAUCCCUGCUCUAGCGACAACUGGAAUUGUGCUUGUUGUUUGUCCCUUAAUAGCAUUGAUGGAAAACCAAGUGAUGGCAUUGAAGGAGAAAGGAAUUUCUGCUGAAUAUCUAUCCUCAACUCAGUCAACACAAGCCAAAAAUAAAAUUCACGAAGAUCUUGAUUCUGGUAAACCUACCAUAAGGCUUCUAUAUGUCACACCCGAACUAAUUGCAACAUCAGGGUUUAUGGCAAAACUGACAAAGAUUUAUUCCCGAGGAUUACUAAAUCUGAUUGCUAUAGAUGAGGCACAUUGUAUUUCAACAUGGGGCCAUGACUUCAGGCCUAGCUACCGCAAGCUUUCAUCUUUGAGGAGUCGUCUUCCUCAUGUUCCCAUACUGGCAUUGACAGCUACUGCUGUUCCUAAAGUGCAGAAGGAUGUGAUAGUAUCUUUGGGCUUGCAGAACCCCCUAGUUCUUAAAUCUUCAUUUAAUCGUCCUAAUAUAUAUUAUGAAGUUCGAUUUAAAGAUCUUUUGGAUGAUCCACUUGCUGAUUUGUCUAAUCAACUAAAAUCUAGUGGAGAUGUCUGUGCAAUCAUCUAUUGCCUAGAACGUGCAACGUGCGACCAAUUGGCAGCUAAUCUAACAAAAAAUGACAUUUCAUGCGCUGCUUAUCAUGCCGGUUUAAAGAAUGAUUUGAGGAAGUCUGUUUUGGAGGAUUGGAUAAACUAUAAGAUACAGGUCGUUGUGGCCACAGUAGCUUUUGGGAUGGGUAUAGAUAGAAAAGAUGUCAGAGUUGUUUGCCACUUCAAUAUUCCAAAGUCAAUGGAAGCUUUUUAUCAAGAGUCAGGUAGAGCUGGCCGUGAUCAAUUACCCUCUAAAAGUUUGUUAUAUUAUGGAAUUGAAGACCGUCGAAGAAUGGAAUUUAUUCUAAAAAAUAGCUCCAGUGCUGAUAAGAAAAUCCUACCAUCUUCAAGCUCCCAAGAGCGGUUAUCAGAGAAGUCCUUAACUGACUUUACUCAGAUGGUUGAGUAUUGUGAGGCCUCUGGAUGUCGCAGGAAGCGUAUUCUUGAGAGUUUUGGGGAACAGGUUCCUGCAUCCAUAUGUAAAAGAUCAUGCGAUGCCUGCAAACACCCAAAUAUUGUCGCUGCCAAUUUGGAGGAGCUAAGUGCUACUUGUGCUGUUAAGCGCAAUAAUUCAUCUUCUAAAAUUUUUGUCAGCAGCUCAAAUAUGAGCGAUGAAGGAGAGUUUUCUGAAUUUUGGAAUCGCAAAGAUGAAACAAGUGGAUCUGGAGAAGAUAUAUCUGAUUCUGAUGGUAUUUAUCCUUUGAAUGGACUGGACUGCUCCCCCCCUUUUCCAGCCACGUGGCUUCAUUUCUUGGUUGUAUAUACUCUGGAUCUAUUCUGUUUGGUGGUGGGGUUGAGUUUGAAUUUUUCUUUGUCUAUGUAUAUUUGUAAUCUCAUUUUUCCCAAAUCACCAGAUGAUACUGAGGUUGUCAAAAGCCUUGGAACGAAGUCUCUAAAGAAAUCAGGACUAAAUGAAAAGAUAGCACUUCUAGAACGUGCGGAAGAAAACUAUUACCAGAACAAAAUCUCAGUUAAACAGAAUGAUAAACAUGAGAAGAAUGUUGUAUCUGCAUCAUUUAGGGAAGCUAGCAGAGAAAGAUUAGAGAAUGCUCUAAAGCAGGCUCAACAACGGCUUGGGACCUUUAAGAUUGAAGUGGAAAGACAUGCUCGUUUUCUUGAGCAGGAGUGCUAUGAGAAAUAUGGAAGAACAGGGAAAUCGUUCUAUUAUUCGCAAGUGGCCAGUACCGUGCGGUGGCUGUCGACAGCUAGUUCUACAGAGUUAACCAGUCGGCUUAGCAUCACCGAUGACCCUUGUUCAGUCUCAGAGAAGAAUACACGACUCCCUGCACUGGCAUCUCCUGCGAUGGAUCUAUCGAAGUCAGAAAUUAGUAAUGAAGUAUUUCACAGCAGCUCUGUAUUGGAAACUUCCACAUUCAAUUUAUCAAAACAAAGUGCUUCCCCUGCUCCUCUUUUGCCUCCAAUCCCGUCCUUUGCAGAAUUUGUCAUUGGCAGAAUGGAAAACGCGAGUCAAUCCAACAGAGAUGAGAAAUAUCCUGUGAAGAGGAUCAGGUUGGUGUAGACUGACUCGGUUUAUAGGGCCGUAGGGGCUCCGUUCGUUUUCUUUUGUCGUGUUUCUUGUUCUGUUCCAACGAUUAAGAGAGUAGAGCUGGAAAGACAGCUAUAUGAAUGAUAUUGCUGAUGACGAGGAUGUUAGUAUUCGAGAGCUUUUGGUUGGAAAUAUUUUUGAAUCUGUACUAUGAUCCCCGGAGAUGGGUUUCUGUUAAUUUUUCUUGUUUCCUCCUAAUUUGAUUUAGGAGUGAUUUUUUUGAAUGAUAACUGAGGUCAUUCUCUUUAAAA